AUGAAGUUCACUUCCAACAUUACCGGGCUUAUACUCGCCUUUGCGACCUUGGGAGUUGUCUCCACCACUGUCCCUACCAAGGAACGCGCAUGCUCGGCGACCCGUUCUUAUCCUUGCGCCUGCCCGACGGGCAAGAACUAUUUUGAAACUGCAACUCUUGCCAUCAUUGGCAGCAAGAUCGCCGACUCUGAAGCUUUUCUGAACAGCUUUUUUGACACCGCUUGGUAUGGUGGUUCAAACCCAGAUUCUACCAAGGGUCCCAACAACAAGCCUGGUUCUAUCCGCACUUUUAAGUCACCCACUAGCAACUUUUCUGAGCUUCUAACCAAGUAUACUGUGCGCCGUGACCGGUCCUUUCUUCAGAGUUACCAGGAAUACGAAGACCCCAAGACGGCACCCAAGGGCUGGACUCCGGGAUUUUAUGUUACUAUGGAGGGUAGGGGUCUCUUCCAGAAUGAAACUGAGAUCUCUUUGAGAGCCCAUGGCUGUUGGGCCGGUUCAUUGCCAGAUCUUACCGCGUCACAUGAAGAAGGCCUCCGAGGUGCCGUCGCGUUCUUGAAGGCUAAGGGAAAGGUGGUUGGCAAGACACCCUCGAACUUUAUCUCGGCUGAUACUGCUUUUGGCAUUUGA
This is a messenger RNA of Pochonia chlamydosporia 170, 630 nucleotides long. RefSeq lists its product as hypothetical. NCBI's taxonomy places the organism in Eukaryota, Fungi, Ascomycota, Sordariomycetes, Hypocreales, Clavicipitaceae. The record is from RefSeq and is a predicted model, not a curated record. The transcript is spliced from 4 exons. Bases 1 to 630 code for a protein of 209 amino acids.